Molecule: messenger RNA, 424 nt
Organism: Camellia sinensis
Lineage: Eukaryota; Viridiplantae; Streptophyta; Magnoliopsida; Ericales; Theaceae
Source: RefSeq, a predicted model, not a curated record
GCAAGUAUCUCUUUUUAAGCUCAUUUUGGAUUUCUUCACUUUCUGAUUUCCCCCCCUCCCUCUUUUUUUUGUUAUGUUGUGGUGGGCUGUGUUGAAGGAACUUCAGUUUGAGUGUGUUCCGACAUCUCUUAUGGAGCAAGUAACCGCCUUUCUGAAUGAUGUUAGAGAAGACCUUAGAUGUUCUAUGGUUAAGGAUGCAGAGACUAUCAAGAACGAGAGCUUAAGCAUCAAUAAAGAUCCAAAAUGUGUGGAACUAUCAAUAAAUGCAGACAAAGACAAAUUGCAAGCACAGCUACCUAAGGAUAUACCAUUGGAUUUUCAGAAAAAGGUUAUUAUAGCCAAACAUGAGAAGCAAGAAGCCAACUCUGAUAUUUUCUUGGGAAAAAAUGAAACUUACAAGCGUCUUAUGGGUAUGUAAACAAUG